Messenger RNA from Sardina pilchardus (European sardine), 3272 nucleotides. It is a transcript of the gene ephb2b, whose product is annotated as eph receptor B2b. Gene Ontology annotation, molecular function: ATP binding; transmembrane-ephrin receptor activity; protein binding. Gene Ontology annotation, biological process: protein phosphorylation; ephrin receptor signaling pathway; axon guidance. Lineage: Eukaryota; Metazoa; Chordata; Actinopteri; Clupeiformes; Clupeidae. The coding region runs from base 36 to 3014 and encodes 992 amino acids. The transcript has 16 exons. Gene Ontology annotation, cellular component: dendrite; plasma membrane. The record is from RefSeq and is a predicted model, not a curated record.
GGACUUUUUUAUCAUUUCGCCCUGAGAAACCAAUAAUGGAUAUCCUAUGGAUUUUAUGGAUACUACCCACGGCAUUGGCUGUUGAAGAAACACUGAUGGACUCCACCACGGCAACAGCUGAGCUGGGCUGGACCGUCUAUCCCCAGUCAGGGUCAAGUGAAAACAGCUGGGAGGAGGUGAGCGGCUACGAUGAGGGCAUGAACACCAUCCGCACCUACCAGGUGUGCAACGUCUUCGAGAGCAACCAGAACAACUGGGUGCGCACCAAGUACAUCCGCCGGCGCGGCGCGCAGCGCAUCCACGUGGAGAUGAAGUUCUCGGUGCGCGACUGCGGCAGCAUCCCCAACGUGCCCGGCUCCUGCAAGGAGACGUUCAACCUCUACUACUACGAGUCGGACUCCGACACGGCCACCAAGACCUCGCCGCCGUGGAUGGAGAACCCGUGGAUCAAGGUGGACACCCUCGCCGCCGACGAGAGCUUCUCGCAGGUGGACCUGGGCGGCCGCGUCAUGAAGAUCAACACCGAGAUCCGCAGCUUCGGCCCGGUGUCGCGCAACGGCUUCUACCUGGCCUUCCAGGACUACGGCGGCUGCAUGUCGCUCAUCGCCGUGCGCGUCUACUACCGCAAGUGCCCGGCCGUGGUGCGCAACGGCGCCGCCUUCCAGGAGACGCUGGCGGGCGCCGAGAGCACCUCGCUGGUGCUGGCGCGCGGCAUCUGCAUCCCCAACGGCGAGGAGGUGGACGUGCCCAUCAAGCUCUACUGCAACGGCGACGGCGAGUGGAUGGUGCCCAUCGGACGCUGCAUGUGCAAGGCCGGCCACGAGCCCAUGGACAACGGCACCGUCUGCAAAGCGUGUCAGUCGGGCUCCUUCAAGCCGUCCCAGGGCGACGAGUCGUGCAUCCAGUGUCCAAUCAACAGCCGCACAACCAGCGAGGGGGCCAUCAACUGUGUGUGCCGCAACGGCUACUACCGGGCAGACUCGGACCCGCUGCAGAUGCCCUGCACCACCAUCCCGUCGGCGCCGCAGGGGGUCAUCUCCAUCGUGAACGAGACGUCGCUGACGCUGGAGUGGCGGGCGCCGCGCGAGUCGGGCGGCCGCGAGGACGCCGUCUACAACAUCAUCUGCAAGAGCUGCGGCGGCGGCGGCGGCGGCCGGACGGGCGGCUGCACGCGCUGCGGCGACAACGUCCAGUACGCGCCGCGGCAGCUGGGCCUGACCGAGACGCGCGUGCACAUCAGCGACCUGCUGGCGCACACGCAGUACACCUUCGAGGUGCAGGCGGUCAACGGCGUGUCGGACCAGAGCCCGUACUCGCCGCAGUACGCCUCGGUCAACAUCACCACCAACCAGGCCGCUCCGUCUGCGGUCUCCAUCAUGCAUCAGGUCAGCCGGACUAUUGACAGCAUCACUCUCUCGUGGUCCCAGCCUGACCAGCCCAACGGAGUCAUCCUGGACUAUGAGCUGCAGUACUACGACAAGGAGCAGUCGGAGUAUAACGCCACCGUCCUGCGCAGUCAAACCAACACGGCGGUCAUCCGCGGUCUGAAGUCCGGUGCGAUCUAUGUGUUCCAGGUGCGAGCACGCACUGUGGCCGGAUUUGGACGCUACAGCGGCAAGAUGUACUUCCAAACCAUGACCGAAGCGGAGUAUAACAGCAGCAUCCAGGAGAAGCUUCCUCUCAUCGUGGGCUCAGCUGCUGCCGGUUUGGUCUUUCUCAUCGCAGUGGUUGUCAUCGUCAUUGUGUGUAACCGACGGGGCUUCGAGAGAGCCGACUCGGAGUACACGGACAAGCUCCAGCACUACACCAGCGGCCACAUGACUCCAGGAAUGAAGAUAUAUAUCGAUCCGUUCACCUACGAGGACCCCAACGAGGCCGUGCGCGAGUUCGCCAAGGAGAUCGACAUCUCCUGCGUCAAGAUCGAGCAGGUCAUCGGCGCCGGUGAGUUUGGCGAGGUGUGCAGUGGUAACCUGAAGCUGCCGGGGAAGAGGGAGAUGUUCGUGGCCAUCAAGACGCUCAAGUCUGGCUACACGGAGAAGCAGAGGCGGGACUUCCUGUCGGAGGCCAGCAUCAUGGGCCAAUUCGACCACCCCAAUGUCAUUCACCUGGAGGGCGUGGUCACCAAGAGCAGCCCUGUGAUGAUCAUCACCGAGUUCAUGGAGAACGGCUCGCUAGACUCCUUCCUCAGGCAAAAUGACGGGCAGUUCACGGUGAUCCAGCUGGUGGGCAUGCUGCGCGGCAUCGCCUCGGGCAUGAAGUACCUGGCCGACAUGAAUUACGUGCACCGCGACCUGGCCGCCCGCAACAUCCUGGUCAACAGCAACCUGGUGUGCAAGGUGUCCGACUUCGGGCUCUCGCGCUUCCUGGAGGACGACACGUCUGACCCGACCUAUACCAGCGCCCUGGGCGGCAAGAUCCCGAUCAGAUGGACCGCGCCCGAGGCCAUCCAGUACAGGAAGUUCACCUCGGCCAGCGACGUGUGGAGCUACGGCAUCGUCAUGUGGGAAGUGAUGUCGUACGGCGAGAGGCCCUACUGGGACAUGACCAAUCAGGACGUGAUCAACGCCAUCGAGCAGGACUACCGGCUGCCGCCGCCCAUGGACUGCCCCAGCGCGCUGCACCAGCUCAUGCUGGACUGCUGGCAGAAGGACCGCAACAACCGGCCCAAGUUCAGCCAGAUCGUCAACAACCUGGACAAGAUGAUCCGCAACCCCAACAGCCUCAAGGCCAUGACCCCGCUCUCCUCAGGUGUUCACCUGCCUCUGCUGGACCGCAGCGUGCCCGACUUCUCCAGUUUCAGCACGGUGGACGAGUGGCUGGACGCCAUCAAGAUGGGCCAGUACAAGGACAACUUUGCCAACGCAAACUUCACCAGCUUUGACCUGGUCUCCCAGAUGACCAUGGAGGACAUCCUGCGGGUAGGCGUGACGCUAGCUGGCCACCAGAAGAAGAUUCUGAACAGCGUACAGAUGAUGCGGGCGCAGAUGAACCAGAUCCAAUCAGUGGAGGUCUGAACGCCCCUCCAGCCAGUCGUCAGCCAAUCACAGAAGGACUCCCCGCCCCCUUGGCCCUCCCAUUGCUGGUUUGGGCGUGGCUGGGUGGGUGGGGCCGCUUCUCGUCAUGAUGGGGAAAAAAAAUAAUAGAAAAAAAAUCCCCCUACCCCUGUCUUCCCAUUGACCCUGGUUCUAGGGGGAACUUCUUCCAGUUGCCCCCCCCUUUAUUAAUUCCUUACCCCACACAUCUUAUUUUUUCUAAAAUUCAACCCCUCUCCA